AUGACAGGCCCUUACUUCCUCCCCUGCCUCCUCCUCCUGCCGCUGGGCACCUGCUUUCCUCUGCUGGGCAGAGAAGAGCCCAUGGACACCCUGGGCGGCGCCGGAGGCGACACGAGCUGGGCCGGCCCGGCUGCGGGGCGCCGCGUCCCCUUACCGCGGGGCUCCUCUCCCGGGCCCGGAGCUCCACACCCGCAAGCCCUGCUCGUCAUGGCCAAGGAGCUGCAGAUGUCCCGCAGGGAGCGCGCCGGCUUCGGGCUCCGCUUCGGGCGGCAGGAUGAGGGCAGGGGGGUCGCUGGCUUCCUCCUGGCCGACGGCGAGAAGGCCAGCAGCCCGCUGGGGACGCUGGCGGAGGAGCUCAACGGCUACAGCAGGAAGAAAGGCGGCUUCCGCUUCCGCUUCGGCCGGCGGUGAAGGGCCAGGCACCCUGGAGAGGGUCUCUCCUCGGCCCCCCCACCUCAAAGACCCUGAAAAGGGGUGGGUGUUAGUAUAAUGUAUUAUUAGCCGUAGGAUUGGUUAGGUGGGUGCUUUCUUUUG
Miniopterus natalensis is the source of this 534-nucleotide messenger RNA. It is a transcript of the gene QRFP, whose product is annotated as pyroglutamylated RFamide peptide. The record is from RefSeq and is a predicted model, not a curated record. Gene Ontology annotation, biological process: behavior; neuropeptide signaling pathway. Lineage: Eukaryota; Metazoa; Chordata; Mammalia; Chiroptera; Miniopteridae. Gene Ontology annotation, molecular function: neuropeptide hormone activity; orexigenic neuropeptide QRFP receptor binding.